AUGCCACAAACCCCCCACCUCCCCCCCGAGCUCCUCGAGCACAUAAUUCAUUUCUCGAUCCGCGCAGGGUCACUCAAGGAAGCUCUGAGACUACGCCUCCAAGGAGAUUUCAAAACGCUAGUAGAGCAGAACAUGUUCCGGACGCGCUUCCUCGAUGAUUCCGUGAGGGCGUUGCGGGCGCAGGGUCCGGCGUUUGGGGAGCCUGAUUUGGGGUUCUUGAAGAGAUAUCUGGCGUUUUGUGUUAAUGCUGGGCAUGAGGUGACCACCUAA
Glarea lozoyensis ATCC 20868 is the source of this 270-nucleotide messenger RNA. RefSeq lists its product as uncharacterized. The transcript has 3 exons. Lineage: Eukaryota; Fungi; Ascomycota; Leotiomycetes; Helotiales; Helotiaceae. Bases 1 to 270 code for a protein of 89 amino acids. The record is from RefSeq and is a predicted model, not a curated record.